Hemicordylus capensis (graceful crag lizard) is the source of this 8433-nucleotide messenger RNA. It is a transcript of the gene ATR, whose product is annotated as ATR serine/threonine kinase. Gene Ontology annotation, biological process: protein phosphorylation; telomere maintenance; DNA damage checkpoint signaling. NCBI's taxonomy places the organism in Eukaryota, Metazoa, Chordata, Lepidosauria, Squamata, Cordylidae. The coding region runs from base 249 to 8099 and encodes 2616 amino acids. The record is from RefSeq and is a predicted model, not a curated record. The transcript has 48 exons. Gene Ontology annotation, cellular component: nucleus. Gene Ontology annotation, molecular function: protein serine/threonine kinase activity; protein binding.
GCGGGGAAAGAUGCGAAGUCGAAAUUGAGCUGGCGGGAGUACAGCUGAGAUGGCAGACCAGGGGCUGGAAAUGGCCUCCAUGAUUCCAGCUCUCAGGGAACUGGGCAGCAGCCGCACAUUGAGUCAACACUUUCAACGAGCUGUCCACCACGACCCCAAGAUCCUUCUCCUGUGCUAGUGCAGAGGAAUAUAAUACUGUCGUACAGAAGCCAAGACAAAUACUCUGCCAGUUUAUUGACCGAAUUCUUAUGGAUGUAGAUGUUGUGGCUCUAGAACUUGUUAAGAGAACUGAGUCUCAGCCAAGUUCUGUAAUGCUGCUUGAUUUUAUUCUGCAUAUUAUGAAAUCAUCCCCACUUAUAUUUAUAAAUGUAACUGGAACACAUCAGCAAAGUGACACAGAAUCCAGCUGUAUUGAAUUCAGCAAUUGGAUCAUAACAAGGCUUUUGAGAAUUGCAGCCACUCCAAACUGCCACAUUUUACACAACAACAUUUGUAAUGUUGUUUGUUCAUUACUGUGUCUUUUCAAAGUCAGGAACUGUGCCAUAUUUGACUUGCUGACAAAAGAAUUACUGCAUCUUCUUCAAGAUCUGAUUUUACUCCAUGAAAGAAACAUGGAGAUACACUUCCCGAGGGACUUAGUGAGCUGGCCUGUAAUUGUGAGUAGAUUUUCAUGCAACCCCAGUGUAUAUCUGGGCUGUUUAGGCUCUGUCCCAUUACAAUUGACGGGCAUGAGCAAUGUGGAAUGCUUGGAGUUAACACUGAUGAGAAUUCUUACUGAUAUAGCUUCUUAUGUGUUUUUUAAACGACAAGACAUUACCCUGUGGGGAAUAGGUUGUUCCCUAUUGGAGUAUGGUAGUCCAAAAGUUAAAGCUUUGAGCAUGACCUUCCUAACAGAACUGGUCCAGCUAGGAGGGCCUCCAGAAGAUAUAGCCAGCAGUUUCUUCUCGGUUCUUUUUGGAAUCUUGCAGUCCAUUCAUAAAAUGGAUGCUUCAGAGUUGGAACUAUAUGAAGAACCACUGUCCAUGUUGGUCCAGACUUUAUUUCCUUUUGAAACACAUUCCCACAUGACUGUUGAGCCUGUCUAUCUGAACAUACUGCUGGAGAAACUCCAUGCAUUGUUUGAAGCUGAUGUCCUCGGAUUUCUUCAGUCUGAGAAGAUGAAAGGAGCACUGUGUCACAUACUGCAGUAUUUCCUUACAUUUGUGCCAGCUGGAUACGAAUCUGCUGUUCAAGUUAGGAAGACCCGCAUUAACAGCAUCUGCAGAUUUUUUGUCGCAGUAGUUGGAAGCCAGGUGGAGCAAGAGUAUCUGCUGAGUCCGCUUUAUGCAGCCCUGAAGACUGAAGCAGCAGAGAUAAGACAGGAUCUUGAGUGUAGCAGUAAUCCAGAAACUUCUGAUACUGAUGGAUGCAGCAGCAGUAGUGAUGACAUUCCGGAAAAAAGACUACGUCUAAGCUUCUCCUUAAAACAGUCUAAAAAGUUGCCUACACUAGCAAAUCCUGUGAACAUGAAAAUGAAGAGCAUGCUGUGGAAUGCCAUUAUCAAGAAAGUGGAAUCUCUGUUGCUUCUCUUGGAACAAGACAUGCUUCCAGUGGAAGUGGUACAAACCAUAGAGGGGAUUUCUUUAAUAGUCCAGCUAGCUGCUCUGUGCACAAUACACUGUACACAAAAUUUCAACAGCACAGGUAAUCAAGUUGCUCACCCGUGUAAUGUUCGCAGCCACAAACAUAAUACUGUUUGGCCUUCAGAAUCAGGGGAGCAUAUCCAGUUAAUCUGGAUUUCUUCUGAGUUUAUCAUGAAAAUAGUUAAAGCCUGUUGGAAGCUGUUGGAGGCUGCUUCACGGAUAACUGACCUAGAACCAGUGAUUCAAAGAGUGGUGAAAAUCACUGAUGCCUUACUUUAUAUGCAAGUCAAAAUACAACAUAAUGAUGAGAUUAUUGAAAAUUUGUUUGGAAUACUCUCUUUGCCAUGGCUUGCCAGCCAUUCUGACAACUCUUCAAUCAAGUUGUCUGCAUUUAGUUUGGAUCUUCUGGCUUUGAGCCAGAAUACUGCAAGUAAUUUUUCACCUGAAAUUCAGUCAAGUUGUGUGUUCCUUCUUUCUCUAAUUCCAAGAAGAUUAUGCCUGAAGUGGAGAAAUUCUGUUUAUCAGCAUGCACUACAGAGUCCCCAUGAAGUUGUCAGAGCUAAUUGUGUUAAAGGAUUUCCUAUCCUUCUGUACCAGUCAGGUGUAAAAUCCUGUGCCACAUUGCCUGCAUCUCUUUUAGACCACCUAAGAGAUGAAUCUCUGUUAGUCCAAGAAGCUUAUGCCAGUAUCAUUGGAAAACUAGCUUGUUGUCUUUCUGGCAACUUUAAGCUAAGACCUUCAGCUGAAGCUGACAUUCAGCCCCAAAACUGUGGCAUUCUUUGUAGCACACUUAUUGUGAUUCCCUCUGACGAGCAAAUCUGUUCAGUGAAAGCUGAUGUUUUCAAGCCAUUCUUAAACCUUCUUGAGGGCAGCAUAUCCAGUUCAGUAAAACUUCUUCUAAUACAGAAUCUCUCUCUCCUUUGUAAACACCUGGACUUCAGAGAGGAUGAACUGAAUGUAAAAGUUGUCAUUGGGUCUUUCUUAAAGUUAAUGGAAGAUCCAGACAAAGAUGUAAGAGUGGCUUUCAGUGGCCACAUCAAAUACAUAUUGGAUUCUUCACGCUCUGAGGAAGGAUUCAUAAAAGAGCUUUUUGUUUCCAGAAUGAAGGAGGCCUAUACAAAUGCUAAAAUAUCAAGAAAUAGUGAGCUGAAGGAUACACUGAUUCUUACAACAGGCGAUAUUGGAAGGGCAGCAAAAGGGGAUUUGGUGCCCUUUGCACUCCUGCACUUGUUGCAUUGCUUGUUGUCCAAAUCGGCAUCUGUGGCUGGAGCAGCAUAUACAGAAAUCAGAUCGUUGGCAGCUGCCAAGUCUGUAAAGCUGCAAGCCUUUUUCAGUCAGUACAAGAAGCACAUCUGCCAGUUUUUAGUGGAAUCACUCCACUCCAGUCAACUAGCAAUGCUUUCAAACACCCUCUGCCAAAACAAUGAAAUGCAGAAACAAGAGAUUGCUCAUCAAAAGACAGCGGCCCUGGACACAUUAUCUGAAAUUGCCAAUGUAUUUGAUUUUCCAGACCUCAAUCGUUUUCUCAAUCGGAUUCUCCAGGUUCUUUUGCCUGACCUUGCUGCCAAGGCCAGUCCUGCAGCUUCUGUGCUUAUUCGAACGAUAGCAAAACAGCUCAAUGUAAACCGCAGAGAGAUCCUUAUCAACAACUUCAAGUACAUCUUCUCUCAUCUGGUCUGCUUCUGUAGUAAGGAUGAGCUGGAGCGAGCACUUCACUAUCUCAAGAAUGAAACUGAGAUAGAACUAGGAAGUUUGCUGAGGCAAGACUAUCAGGGAUUGCACAAUGAACUAUUGCUACGAAUAGGAGAGCACUACCAGCAAGUCUUCAAUGGUUUAUCAAUCCUGGCCUCAUUUGCAUCUAAUGAUGACCCAUAUCAGGGUCCUAAGGACAUAAUAUCUCCGGAGUUAAUGGCCGAUUAUCUUCAACCAAAAUUGCUGGGCAUCUUGGCUUUCUUCAACAUGCAGUUGUUGAGCUCCAGUAUUGGCAUUGAAGAUAAAAAAAUGGCCUUAAACAGUUUGAUGACAUUAAUGACCCUGAUGGGUCCCAAACAUAUAAGUGCUGUGAGAGUGAAGAUGAUGACUACCCUCAGGACGGGGCUGAGAUAUAAAGAGGAUUUCCCAGAGUUGUGCUGCAAGGCUUGGGAUUGCUUUGUACGAUGCUUGGACCAGACUCAUCUUGGUUCCCUUCUUAGUCAUGUGAUAGUAGCUCUGCUGCCUCUCAUACACAUUCAGCCAAAAGAAACGGCAGCGAUCUUUCAUUUUCUUAUAGCUGAGAACAGAGAUACAGUACAAGACUUUCUACAUGAAAUAUAUUUCCUACCUGACCAUCCUGAACUAAAAGACAUCCAAAUCGUUCUUCAGGAAUAUAGAAAGGAGACCUCCAAAAGCACAGACUUGCAGACAGCGCUGCAGCUCCCCAUGAGAGCCAUUCAACAUGAGAAUGUAGAUGUUCGGAUCCAUGCUCUCACCAGUCUGAAGGAAACAUUAUAUAAAAACCAAGAGAAACUGAUAAAAUAUGCAACAGAUAGUGAAACAGUUGAGCCAAUUAUUUCUCAGCUAGUGACUGUCCUUCUGAUUGGCUGUCAGGAUGCGAAUUCUCAUGCACGACUGCUUUGUGGGGAAUGUUUAGGUGAACUUGGAGCUGUAGAUCCAGGCAGGCUGGACUUUUCAACAAGCGACAACCAAGGAAAAGGGCCUACGUUUGUGACUGGAGUAGAAGAUCCACAUUUUGCCUAUGGAUUACUCAUGGAAUUGACAAGAGCAUUCCUUGCUUAUGCUGAUAAUGUCCGGGCUCAAGAUUCUGCUUCAUAUGCUAUUCAGGAGUUGUUAUCUAUUUAUGACUGUAGGGAAACAGACACUGACUGCUCAGGUUUGAUGCUUUGGAAAAUGUUUCCCGAUCAUGUUCAGGAAAUUCUGGAACCUCAUUUGAAUACACGCUACAAGAGUUAUCAGAAGACUGUAAACUGGUCUAAGGUGAAGAAGCCAAUCUACCUGAGCAAAUUAGGCAAAAACUUCACAGAAUGGUCUGCAACCUGGGCUGGUUACCUUAUAACAAAGGUGCGACAUGAUCUUGCCAGUAAGGUUUUCAACUGUUGCAGUAUUAUGAUGAAGAAUGACUUCAAGGUGACAAUAUAUCUUCUUCCACACAUUCUUGUCUAUGUCCUUUUGGGAUGCAAUCGGGAGGAUCAGCAAGAGGUUUAUGCAGAAAUUAUGGCUGUUCUGAAAAAUGAUGACACCUGUGUCAGGCGAUGGGAGGAUAAUGCCUCGGAUCUGAGUCAUUUAAGCACACAGACGGUAUUUUCCAUGCUUGAUCAUCUAACUCAAUGGGCUAGGUAUAAAUUCAAAAAAAUUAGUGCGGAGAAAGCUGCUAACAAAUCAAGCAAAGGCAACAAUACAGAACUGCAAGCAUCAAAGGAGGUAUAUGAAGACUAUCAAAGUGUGGUCCGCUUCCUUGACCUCAUACCUCAGGACACCCUAGCUGCAGCUUCUUUUCGUUCCAAAGCAUACACAAGAGCAGUAAUGCACUUUGAAUCAUUCAUCAUGGAAAAGAAACAAAACAUUCAAGAACAUCUUGGAUUUCUGCAGAAAUUGUAUGCAGCCAUGCAUGAGCCAGAUGGAGUGGAAGGAGUGAGUGCAAUACGGAAGGCAGAGCCAUCGCUUAAAGAGCAGAUACUUGAGCAUGAAAGCAUUGGCCUAUUGAGGGAUGCCACCGCUUGCUACGAUAGGGCAAUUCAGCUAGAGCCUGACCAGAUAAUUCAUUACCAUGGGAUGGUGAAGUCUACAUUAGAUCUUGGUCAGUUAUCCACCGUAAUCACUCAAGUGAAUGGAGUACUUGCUAAGAGACCUGAGUGGACACUGGAAUUAAACACCUACAGAGUGGAGGCAGCCUGGAAACUCACACAAUGGGAUUCACUGGAAAAUUACUUGGCUGCAGAUGGGAAGUCUACUACAUGGAGUGUUAGGCUUGGACAGCUGUUGCUAUCAGCCAAAAAAAAAGAUGCUGCCACUUUUUAUGAAACUUUGAAAAUUGUUCGAGCAGAACAGAUAGUUCCUCUUUCAGCAGCAAGUUUUGAAAGGGGAUCAUAUCAGCGAGGGUAUGAGUACAUUAUUAGGUUACACAUGCUGUGUGAGCUGGAGCAUUGUGUGGGACCAAUGCUUCAGCAACCUGAUAGUGAUUAUAGUAAAGAUUCUCUGGACUGGCAUGCUCGUAUAGAGAUGACACAAAACUCCUAUAGAGCAAAAGAGCCCAUCUUGGCACUUAGACGUACUUUGCUUGGCCUCACUAAAAGAAAGGAUUACAGUGAGCAGAUGGGAGAAUGUUGGCUCCAGAGUGCCCGGGUUGCCCGUAAAGCUGGUCAUCACCAAACAGCAUAUAAUGCUCUCCUUAAUGCUGGGGAAUCCAAGUUAUCUGAACUAUAUGUGGAAAGAGCAAAGUGGCUCUGGUCCAAGGGUGAAGCUCAUCAGGGCCUUAUUGUUCUUCAGAAAGGGGUUGAAUUAUGUUUUCCGGAUGCUCCUGCUCAAUCUGACCUCAAAACUAAGCUAAUACGUGGGCAGGCUUUGUUGCUGGUGGGAAGGUUUAUGGAAGAAACUGCCAACUUUGAGAGUAAUGCAGUAAUGAAAAAAUACAGGGAUGUCACUGUUUACUUGCCAGAAUGGGAGAAUGGACACUUCUAUCUUGCUAAAUACUAUGAUAAAGUGAUGCCUACAGUAACUGAUAAUAAGAUGGAAAAACAAGGAGAUCUGAUUAAAUAUAUAGUUCUUCACUUUGGAAGAUCUCUACAGUUUGGCAACCAGUUCAUCUAUCAGUCAAUGCCAAGAAUGUUAUCUUUGUGGCUUGACUUUGGUGCAAAAACAUAUGAAUGUGACAAAGCUGGUCGUCAUGAUUAUGCACAAAUGAAAAAUGACUUGGCCAAAAUUAACAAGAUGAUUACCGAACACACACAAGCCUUGGCACCUUACCAGUUUUUGACAGCAUUCUCUCAGCUGAUCUCCCGAAUCUGCCAUUCUCACAAUGAAGUCUUUGCUGCUCUUAUAGAAAUCAUUGCCAAGGUUUUUGUAGCUUACCCUCAACAAGCAAUGUGGAUGAUGGCUGCUGUGUCUAAGUCAUCCUAUCCAAUGCGUGUGAAUAGAUGCAAGGAAAUCUUCAACAAGGCUGUUCAUAAGAAAGCAUCUUUGGGGAAAUUUAUUGGGGAUGCAGCUCGCCUGACUGAUAAACUCCUAGAGCUGUGUAAUAAAUCGGUUGAUGGGAACACCUCCACAUUAAGCAUGGGUAUUCAUUUCAAAAGUCUCAAGAGGCUGGUAGAAGAGCCAACUUUUAGUGAGAUCCUUAUUCCUUUGCAAUCUGUAAUGAUACCUACUCUCCCUUCGGUUCCUGGAGCACAUUCUAAUCACGAUCCUUUUCCUGGAUGCUGGGCUUACAUUGCUGGUUUUGAUGACGUGGUUGAAAUCCUUGCAUCCCUUCAGAAGCCCAAGAAAAUUACUUUAAAAGGUUCAGAUGGGAAAUCCUAUAUCAUGAUGUGCAAGCCAAAAGAUGACCUCCGAAAGGAUUGUCGACUUAUGGAAUUCAACUCGCUGAUAAAUAAGUGCUUAAGAAAAGAUGCAGAAUCACGUAGGAGGGAACUCCACAUCCGGACCUAUGCUGUUAUUCCUCUGAAUGAGGAAUGUGGGAUAAUUGAAUGGGUGAACAACACAGCAGGCUUACGACAUAUUCUGAUCCAACUAUACAAAGAGAAAGGUGUCUACAUGACUGGAAAGGAGUUACGUCAGUGCAUGAUUCCAAAGACAGCACCUUUAGCUGAAAAGCUGAAAGUUUUCAAAGAAACUCUCUUGCCCCGGCACCCUCCAAUUUUUCAUGAAUGGUUUCUGAGGACAUUCCCUGAUCCUACUUCAUGGUACAGCAGCAGAUCAGCAUAUUGUCGUUCUACUGCAGUGAUGUCAAUGGUUGGUUACAUACUGGGCCUUGGGGACCGUCAUGGAGAAAAUAUUCUGUUUGAUUCAUUGACAGGUGACUGUGUGCAUGUGGAUUUCAACUGUCUGUUCAAUAAGGGGGAAACUUUUGAUUUUCCGGAAAUCGUUCCAUUCCGCCUUACUCAUAACAUGGUCAAUGGGAUGGGCCCAAUGGGGACAGAAGGUCUCUUCCGAAGAGCUUGUGAAGUUAUACUGAGACUUAUGCGCGAUCAAAGAGAGCCACUAAUGAGUGUUUUGAAGACUUUUCUCCAUGAUCCCCUUGUGGAGUGGAGUAAACCAGUGAGAGGCAAUACAAAAACCCUAGUGAACGAAACUGGGGAAAUAGUCAACGAAAAGGCCAAGACCCAUGUCCUUGAUAUAGAUCAGCGACUGCAGGGUGUGAUUAAAAACAGGAAUAGGAUAAAGGGCUUGCCUUUGUCAAUUGAAGGACAUGUUCAUCAUCUCAUUCAAGAUGCAACUGAUGAGAAUUUGCUGUGCCAGAUGUACCUUGGCUGGGCUCCAUACAUGUGAAAUGUUGCCAUUUGCAAAUUAGUUUCUAUAGCUGUGUGAAGAAUGCAGCUAAUUAAUUUUUUAAACUACAAUACCAUCAAUAGCUCAUACUUUGAUAAUUUCUGCCAACAGAAGGUUGUUUCAGUGUUUGUAUGCUUCUGUUUAUACUACAUGCAUAUAUAUAUAUAUAUAUGAGAAAAGCUAUUUGUACAGAUGAUUAGAGUUGGAACUUUUUUUUUUAAGGUUUGAAUACCAUGUAAGAAGUACAUUGCACUGAGUAAUUCAAUUUUGUAUAAGUUUCACUGUAUAUAUAUGUAUAAAUUGUUAUGCACAAUGAGACCAAACUAUCACACAC